Molecule: messenger RNA, 642 nt
Organism: Hyaloperonospora brassicae
Lineage: Eukaryota; Oomycota; Peronosporomycetes; Peronosporales; Peronosporaceae
Source: the annotation of a GenBank genome assembly
AUGCAGCUCCUCCGUUCGCUCGUGCUCGUUGCUGUCCUGACGAGUGCGGCCGCCGCCGCGGACGCUCCGGCCGUCGCCACGCCGCAGGCUGAGGCCCCGCAGACGGCGCGCACGCACUUGCGCGGUCUAUUGGCCAAGUUGGUGCCGUACGAGUCGGCGACGCCAGCGCCGGUCAGGGAACUGACAGCCACGUGGGACAAUGGCAGCCACGUCGGUGAGGCCCAAGUGCUUCGGCCGUUCACGGAGAAAAUCGUCGGCGGAGAGACAGUUGUGGUGUUCCACGACCGCCGUCGGAGCGCUGAGGCCACGAUGGAGUCGGCGGUCGUGGCGUUUGACGUGCGCUCGAGUCCGAACUGCGUCGUGAGCGUGUGCGGGGAGCUCAGCAAGUGGUACUUGGGCUCGAAAGAGCAGUGUUUCGACCUGCGCAUUGCGCCCAAGUCGCCCGACCCGCGCGAGAACGGCCUCAUUCGCGGCGUCUCGGCCGCGUACUCGGGUCGUCGCCCCGUGGCGUCGAACCUGUACCUGAAGUUCGACGCGACCAACUUUAUUGACGGCUCCAAGUGUGAGUACGAGAUUCUAUCGGGCAGCAAAACAGUGCGUGAAGAGGAGGUGGCCAGUGGCUCGCAGACCGCUGUGGCAUAG